UCAAGAUCUGGAUGUCUGUUUGAUUACAAGUUCAAUGUCAACGUCGAUGUAGUGUUAACUCUCGCCCUCAAAAUUUAUUUCUACACUGAUUACAAAAUUAUUUCUUUUUUGCGUUACCUCACGAUUUCGGUGACUUUUUGUAACUAAUUGCUGGUCCAAAUCUAAAUUAAAAUGCGUCUACCUCUUCACGAAACCCAAGUAAAUGGAUACAGCAAAAAGAUCCAGCAUCUGAUCAAAGGGAUGCCGGACUGGUACCGCGGAUUGUCCUUAUCCCAGAUGGAGGCUGCCGACAACAUGUCCACCGCGCUCAGGGAUGACAUGGAUCAGAACACGACCACCAGGGUGGCGAAGCUGCUAUGCCAAUUGGGACUGCACCCGAAAGCCCCCUGGGACACUGUGAUCACUGCAGUGAAGCUGAGUCGGGGCAACGACCUGGCUUUUCUUUGGUUUCUAAUGGAACUGUGCUACAAGUCACCUGAUCACGGACGCACCUAUUGUGUGAACGAACAGAUCAUACUGUCGGCUAUCUUCUGGUUGGACUUAUUUCCCACCCUAAAGGAACUGGAUCGAUGGUUGCCGUUGCCCCAUAUCUCGCAGGCUGAGCGAAAUCGGAUUGAGGCGCAACGAAAAAAGCGCUUAAAAUUAAAAAAGAAACGUGAACAAGAGCGGUUGGAGAAAGAGCUGGCCAGGAAGGCAAACACAUCAAAACUAGCUCCCUAUUUUGAAGAGCCUUUCCAAAAAAAGACGCCUGUCCGCCAUUUGCUGUCCGAUUACCCAGAUCGUCCUGCUUUACUCUACGAAAUGCCCGACGAGGAUAAUAUGUCUCCCCUAUCGACACGCUGGUUUGGGGACUACGAAUUGAGUGAAUCACGUCGUGUCGCACGGACGGUUAUAAAUGAGGAAAUCGGCACUAUGUUCUGCAACUUUGGGAAAACCCUAGUUGGUACCGAUAGUAUGGCAAAGUCCAUCGUGAAUGACGAAAUCAAAAGCAUCUUCGAUUCCUUUAAAGCCGCCUCUUUGCCAGUAAGUGAUGUGGAAACCUUGUGUGUCCAUCAUCGCCAUUUGCGCGACAUGGAGAAGUCUCUAAAGGAUCAGUUGGAGGUUCUGAAAAGCAAAAGGUACGAGGAACUCAUUUAUGGCAAAUCAAAAGCGGAGGAGCGACGGAAAAAGCUGGUAAUACAGGAGCUGGAGGAAAUGAGCGCCAAUUACUUGAAACGUUUCCAAGAAAUGGCAGCCCGCACUCGACUGGCCUCGACCAGAACCAAACUUUUCGGAGGCGGGGAUGUGCAGGGCUAUACUUUCGGUUGUCCCAAAGUUGAAAAGUGCGCCGAGAAUGCGGAAGUUUGUUGCCAACCCUGUGGGAAAGUCGUAACGGAAGAAACGGUACCAGAGUCCGUUAAAAAAUUGCAAAUCAAGGUGCGCAAAUCGAGCAGCAGGGUGAGAGUCAAGGGAGGAGCUUCGUCAAAAUCCAAAAGAAGAAAGCAAUCUAGAAAGAAACGUUCCAAAUCUAGAUCUAAAAGCCGACUGCAAAGAGGUAGUGUCAAAUCCAUCAACUUUGAUGUAGUGUCAAUACUAGAAAAGCAAAAGCCUAAACCCAAAACCGAUUUCAAGGACAUAGAGGUAAAGCUCCUAAAGGGAGAAAAACCAAUUGUUCCAGGAUUUCCUGACUUUCGGCCCGAAAUCGCCGAUGCUGCCAAGGUACAGACAUACGAUCCCUAUGUCGGUCUGCCCCAGCGGAAAGUACGAAACCUGAAACAGCGUCCCAGUAGCUUGAUGCAGUUCCUCAAUCGUUGCGGAAGUGAACAGGACGAGGAGAUGGAAGUGCCACAGAAUGGCACUCCUUGUGCUCGUGCUGCACAAUCCCGCAAGAUUUUCGAACUGGGACCCGGGGGUACGAGUGUCGUAAAGUUUAACUAUAGGGAGAUUUUCGGGUCUUUGCAAACGACUCGUUUGGACGAUGAGCGAAUGCGUCUGAAGGAGGCGUUUGUAAGGGCCAUCGAUGACGAUGUUCAGUAUCUGAGUGCAGCCCUGAGCGGCGAGGAGGAGGGUUCCAUAAAUGCCAUGGUGGGCAGAGCUGCCAAGCGGGUCUUUGCCGAUGAUGUGAAGGAAUUUCACAAGGAGCUCGAAAGGCUGAGAAUAAAAAAAGAAGCCGAGAUGGCGCAAAAGAAACACAUUCGCUUGGACUUUGGUCAGAAGUACUACGAUCCCGAUAACCUGCCCUUAAUGAAGGAGAUGCUAAGGCUUGGCCUCGAGAAGGUGGGCGAGGACAAGCGUUUCGUUCUCCCAACCUUACCGGAUGUCCAAACGGUGCCAUAUCUACUCGAUUGGAUCUGUUAUCGCUACGGAAAACUCUACUCCCAAAAGGCCAGAGAGAAGAGUUAUUCCGAAGACAAGGCGGCCAUAGAGUACAUGGUCCGAAUUAUGGGACGUAGCUUGGUGAAGUUGCCUCCGCCCCGCGCAGCCGAAAUAAAUGAAAAAGAUCGGAAAAUGAUUCGAAAAAUGGCCCAUUGCAUGAAGGAGCAGCAAACUAAGAAAUUCCUGGACUCCAUAAUGGGUAUCAGCCGAGUAUUCUACACGGCAAUGAGGCCACAGCUCUGUGGGGCCACCAUGAAAUCCACUUUUUACGCCUACAUGCCUGCCCACAUUCACGACCUUGGAUUCAGCAUCAACAGAAAUAAUAUCUGACUUCCAAGUAACCCCAGUAGUUUUGCUUUUCUGGGAGCUAAAUUGUGGGAGCUUAAUAAAUGAAUUCCUGACAACAAAGCUUUCCGCUUGGCUUUGAAUCCACAAGGUUCUGCUAAAUAGACUUAAUAAACACAAAUGUAAAUCAA
Messenger RNA from Drosophila ananassae, 2831 nucleotides. RefSeq lists its product as uncharacterized. NCBI's taxonomy places the organism in Eukaryota, Metazoa, Arthropoda, Insecta, Diptera, Drosophilidae. The record is from RefSeq and is a predicted model, not a curated record. Bases 172 to 2685 code for a protein of 837 amino acids. The transcript has a single exon.